Messenger RNA from Stegodyphus dumicola, 1237 nucleotides. Its product is annotated as progranulin. Gene Ontology annotation, cellular component: extracellular region. The record is from RefSeq and is a predicted model, not a curated record. Lineage: Eukaryota; Metazoa; Arthropoda; Arachnida; Araneae; Eresidae.
CACGUGAAGUGUAAGCAAAGAAUGAAUACGUAUUCUUUGGUGUAAGUUUUGUGUUUUUUUGAUUGAGUAGAGAAUUUGUUGUUCAUUUGGAGGUUCGUUUGAGUUCGAAAGAGAAUUUCUUCGAGAAGUUGUAAAGCAAUGAAUGUCUGGUUUGUCUUAUUCGCCCCUGCAGUUUUAGCAGUGCAACAAAUUUGUCCUGGUGGUUCAUAUUCAUGUCCAGACUUAUCUACAUGUUGUCAACUUAUUGAUAAGAGUUAUGGCUGUUGUCCAUUGGCAAAUGCUGUAUGUUGUGAUGACCAUAUUCACUGCUGCCCAAAAGGUACAAAAUGUUCUACGGGAUUGUGCAUCCAGAGUUUAUUUCAAAAUAUAACUGCUGAAAAAUAUAUGACAGACAACAGUAUAAUUCAUCCGAAAAAGACAUUUGUUUGCCCUGAUGACACUACUUGCUGUAAAGGAACUGGUUCAGAUAACUUUGGCUACUGUCCUGUAAAAGAUGGAAUUUGCUGUAAUGAUGGUAAACAUUGCUGCCCACAAGACACAGUUUGUGAUCUUUCUCAGCGAAUGUGUAUUGGUAAAGGCUAUGUAUCCAAAAUGUACGAUUCAGAUAAAAAUCAUAUAAAGCCUCAAAUAUCCACUGCUGCAACUAUGAAAACAUUAAAAGUAUCCAAUAUAAUUUGCCCUGGAUCAACGUUCCAAUGUCCUAAUGGUUAUACAUGUUGCAAGUUGCCUUCUGGAAAUUGGGGUUGUUGUCCAUUUGUAAAAGCUACAUGUUGUAAAGACCACUUGCACUGCUGUCCAGAAAAUAUGCAAUGCUCUCCUACAUCUGAUUACUGCACUCAAGGACAAAAUAAUGUAACAGCGUUUCUAAACAAGCCUGCAGUUGAAAUAGAGAAAGUAAACACUUUAUGCCCUGAUAAAUCUGAAUGCCAGGAAGGUAUGACAUGUUGUAAGUUGGAUGAUAUACACUUUGGUUGUUGCCAGUAUGAAAAUGCAACUUGUUGUGCUGAUAAAAAACAUUGUUGUCCUAGCAAUUUUAACUGUGACAUUUUAGAAGAGCGUUGUGUACCAAAACAAAAAGAAAACUGGAUGCUAAAGUUUAUGUCUAAAUAUUUGGGUAAAUUUUGAUUUUCAACAAUUACUUCAUUUUGUUUUUGCUUGUGUGAUUAUUUGUAGAAUGAUAUAAAAGUUUGACGUUUGUGGAUUAAAACUGUGUUCAUUUAUUGUUUUAUUUGUUAAA